GUUUAAGCAUCCACAAAACUGCACAAGGAAUAACAGACAUCUCUAGAAUACAACUGGCUCUUGUGUAUCUGAAGAAUCCAUACCUCACAUCAUCUUUGCUGAUUUCAAAGCUAGCUAUCCCAAGAAGUUUCCCAUCACAGCUCUUCAUUAUCCAUACUACAGACAAGGAAUCAGGCCACUUUUGGAGAAGAAACUCCAGAAUCUGCUAGGGUAGUAAUGGAGCUGGAGAAUUCCACCACCACUGUGAAAAAUUUUUUAUUUUUUGGUUUUACUGAAAGUGCCAUGUUACAGUAUGUACUUUUUGCAACUUUCCUCAUAAUCUACAUAAUUACUUGGCUUGGAAAUGUCACCAUCAUCACCACAGUAAUCAUAGAUCAAGAGCUUCACAAGCCUAUGUACUUUUUUCUAGGAAAUUUAGCCUUCAUAGAUCUCAGUGAAUCCUCAGUGACUCUGCCCAAGAUGCUAUGGGACUUCCUGUCUGAGUAUAAGUCCAUUAGUUUUGGAGGAUGCAUUGCACAGAUUUUUUUCUUCCAUUUCACAGGAGGUGCUGUGGUUUUCCUCCUCACAGUGAUGACUCUGGACCGGUAUGUGGCUGUUCAUAAACCUUUGCGGUACUUAAACAUCAUGAAUCACAAUGUUUGCCUUGGCCUGGUCACAGGAGCAUGGAUAGGGGGAUUUGUUCAUUCUAUUGUGCAGGUAGCACUGAUCAUUCAGUUGCCAUUCUGUGGACCAAAUUUACUAGACAAUUUCUACUGUGAUUUCCCACAGGUAAUCAAACUAGCCUGUACAGAUAUCUAUGAGGUUGAGGUGCUCAUGGUGUCCAACAGUGGACUGCUUAUGAUCCUCAUAUUUAUUGUCCUGAUUGUGUCACAUGUUGUCAUCUUGGUCAAAAUCAGGGCACAUAUCACAGAAGGGAAGCACAAAGCCUUCUCCACCUGUGGAGCCCAGGUUGCAGUGGUGAGUAUCCAUUUUGUACCCUGCAUCUUCAUCUAUGCAUGGCCAUUCAAAAAGUUUGUGGUGGACAAAGCCAUGUCGUCUCUUUAUACUAUCAUCACCCCAAUGCUGAAUCCCAUAAUCUACACAUUAAGGAACACAGAGAUGAAGAAUGCCAUCAAGAAAUUUCUCAACAACAUCUUUUUCAGAAUGAGAAAUUCACAACUGUCAUUCUUUUCUUAGAUGAUUUUCUUUUACAGAGAAAUGUAAAAACAAAGCAAAUAAUGUCAACUUAAUAACUGAUUUUGCUUUA
This is a messenger RNA of Cygnus olor (mute swan), 1246 nucleotides long. Its product is annotated as olfactory receptor 4D1-like. The transcript is spliced from 2 exons. Bases 217 to 1176 code for a protein of 319 amino acids. Gene Ontology annotation, molecular function: G protein-coupled receptor activity; olfactory receptor activity. Lineage: Eukaryota; Metazoa; Chordata; Aves; Anseriformes; Anatidae. Gene Ontology annotation, biological process: G protein-coupled receptor signaling pathway. The record is from RefSeq and is a predicted model, not a curated record. Gene Ontology annotation, cellular component: membrane.